GGCCGCAUAAGCCUGAGGCCGGCAGGUGCCCCGCCAGACGCUCCCCGAUGGCCGCCCCGCCAACCAGCCGCUCCUUCAGCCGCGCCGAGCUACGCUCCGGCUGCGCCCAGGGCGCUUGCCUGGUGCUGACCGGCCGCCGCCUCUACGACCUCAGCGCCUUCGCGCGCCUCCACCCGGGCGGGCAGCAGGUGCUGCUGGAGCGGGCCGGCACCGACGUGAGCGCCGCGCUGGACGGGCCGCCGCACCGGCACUCGGCCAACGCGCGCCGCUGGCUCCAGCAGUACUACCUGGGCGAGCUGGAGCCCGACGGGGCCGCCGAGCAGAUUUGCGCAAAGGCACCAAACUCCACCACUUCUGAAGCCUCAGCUCCUGUCACGUCCGGGAAACUUAGAUUGGCAUCAGUCAAUGGAGAUAAGGACCUGGUGGACUGGGGAAAGCCUCUGCUCUGGCAAGUGGGCCAUCUGCAGGAGAAGUACGAUGAAUGGGUGCACCAGCCAGUGGAUCGGCCAAUUCGCCUCUUCCAUUCGGAUCUCCUGGAGUCCCUCUCCAGGGCACAGUGGUACGUUGUCUGUAUAGUCUGGCUACCGGUGGUGUUCUUCCUCAGUUGGCACUGCUACACCGCCCUUGCCCAAGGCAAAACCCAGCUGUUUUCCUCCUUCACAUCAGCCUAUGCCGUUCCUGUUCACAAGUACUGGUUCCCUCCGCUCUUUGUCUUGGGCAUAUUCAUCUGGUCCCUGCUGGAGUAUCUCAUCCAUCGCUUCAUCUUCCACAUGAACCCUCCAGCCAGCAACUACUAUCUGAUCACGUUGCAUUUUCUGGUACAUGGCCAGCAUCAUAAGUCCCCGUUCGACAGCUCCCGCCUGGUCUUCCCACCUGUGCCGGCCUCCCUGGUCAUCUUCUUCUUCUACUUUCUUAGUCAAGUGAUUUUCCCUAAAGAAUUUGGGCUCUGCAUCCUGUGCGGAGGAAUCCUUGGCUACAUUAUUUAUGACAUGAUGCAUUAUUACUUGCACUACGGCUCGCCCGGAGAAGGCACCUACUUCUACGGUCUGAAGACCUAUCACAUCAAGCACCACUUCGAACACCAGAAAGCAGGCUUUGGUAUUUCCAGCCGAUUCUGGGAUCAUCCCUUCCACACGCUGAUUCCGGAAGAAAAGAAGAAGAACGAAUAGCCUUCAUCCUUCCUGCUUGGCCCCUGGUGCUGCAACCAGAGUCCCGCCGGUGGCUGUCAUUGGUGGAACUUUGCAGGGCCUGGAACAACCCUCGGAUUUGGACUGGGGAGAGAACAUAGUCUCCUUUUCCUGCUGCUGUGUGGCCUUAUUUUGGGAGGUUCUCAGGGAUGAAGAGUGCCUGAAGACACCCUAGAGCUGUGAAGAAGCAAAUGGGGGGGGGCAGUUGCACCUUAACGUCAUAGUCAGGGAUGGAUGUCGGAGCAGAAAUCCUGCCCAGUUUUAUUUCCUUCUAUUUAAGUAUAAUUUUAUUAAAGAUUUUUCUUAAAUGAAAGAACGUGAAAGCUAAUGCAAACUAAUAUAAAGUGAGAACAAGAAAAGAGCGAAGAAGAAACCAAAGAGAAAACUAGAAGUGCAAGAAAAGAGGAAAAGAAAAAUAGAAAAAAGAGAUACAAAGUGUCUGAUCUAUUUUACAGCAGUUAUAAGUACAAUUAUAAAACUUAUAAUCCUAUAAGUUAAAUAUAAAUCCUAAUCAUCCAAACCAUAAAUCGUUAAGUUCAUUUUUUUCUAUUUUAUGGAAAAAGUCUGCAAGGGCUUUCCAGUUAGCAAUAAACAUAGAAAAUGCCUUUUCUGUGAUCAAAGAAAUCAAUGUCGGCAUCUCAGCAAGUUCCAUCUUCUUCACCAGCCAUUCCCCCAUUAUGGAUCGUGCCAAAUCUUUCCACUUUUCCACCUACCUCUCAGCUCCCUUUCCAAGCAC
This is a messenger RNA of Ahaetulla prasina, 1923 nucleotides long. RefSeq names its product fatty acid 2-hydroxylase (gene FA2H). The transcript has 7 exons. The record is from RefSeq and is a predicted model, not a curated record. Bases 48 to 1169 code for a protein of 373 amino acids. Gene Ontology annotation, biological process: fatty acid metabolic process; lipid biosynthetic process. Gene Ontology annotation, molecular function: iron ion binding; fatty acid 2-hydroxylase activity. Gene Ontology annotation, cellular component: endoplasmic reticulum; membrane. NCBI's taxonomy places the organism in Eukaryota, Metazoa, Chordata, Lepidosauria, Squamata, Colubridae.